AUGUUCGGCGGAGCGUGGGGAAGUAAUCAGAACAACCAACAGCAGCAGAAUAAUCCGUCUGGGGGAUUUGGUGCGUUCGGACAACCAGCCCAGCCACCAACCAACGCUUUUGGGCAGCCGCAGCAGCCUCAAGGGGGUCAAUCCACUGGUUUUGGCGCGUUUGGGCAGCCCCAAAGCACCACUUCAGCUUUUGGGCAACCCCAGAAUCGUUUUGGCGCGUUUGGUGCAUCCGCAGGCGCGUCUUCGACGCAACCUGGCCCCGGAUUUGGCGCUUUUAGUUCCAAUACUGGUACAAAUACUGGAACCCCUGCGUUUGGUUCAACUAGCACAUUCGGGGCUGCACGGCCUGCGUCAGCUUUUGGCAGCUCCUCCACGACACCGGCGACCAGCGGCAUUUUCGGUGCCUCGACCACCGCGCCCACCCAAGCAAGUGGGACAGGGGGUGCACCAUACCAAACCUAUCAAGAGAAAGACGCCCCCAAUAAUGCCGGCAUCUCGAUAACUCAACAAUUCCAGGCGAUCACUGCCAUGCCUGCUUAUCGGAAUAACUCAUUUGAGGAACUUCGCCUCCAAGAUUAUGCUCAGGGUCGUAAAACUGCAAAUCAGUUUAACACGCCGAGUACCGGUGCCUUUGGCUCUGCUGCCACCCAACCUACUACGAGUCCAUUUUCUGGCUUUGGGACAACCCAACCUCCGGCUUCUGGGGGUGGGUUUGGCGGUGCUUUUGGCAGUGGUUCAGCCUUCGGGCAGUCGCAACAGCAGACUCAGCCUAACCCAUUCAGUGGUUUUGGUGCAACGACUCAGCCACCACAACAGAGUAAUGUGUUUGGCGCGCAGCCGACGACGGGCAGUACAUUUGGUGGCACAACAACUAACUCGGGUUUCGGAGGAACUCCAGUUUUUGGACAGACACAAAACCAGACUGCCGGCUCGGCGGGCGGGUUUGGUGGAUUUGCCCAGGCCAAACCGGCGGCUUCGGGUUUUGGAUCUUUUGGAUCGUCUACGACGACUCCUGCGACGGGUUUUGGAUCUUUUGGCCAACAACAGCAACAGCAACAACAACAACAACAGCAGCAACCACAGCAGCCUAGCGCCUUUGGUGGUUCCCAGCCUUCUACGAAUGCUUUUGGGUCAUUCGGUCAAACAAACACAACGAGUGCUCUUGGUCAACCCGCACAACAGCCACAACAAGCAACCAAUAUCUUUGGCCAGCCCCAACCAGGUCCAACCACCGAAAACAAAUCGGGUCCAUUCGGGGCAUUUGCUACUGGGAAUACAAAUAUGUUCGGCCAAUCGGCACAAUCACAACAACCCCAACAGCAACAGUCCAAUGCUUUUGGAACCCCUUCGACACAAUCUUCCCCUUUCGGUACAUUUGGCAACAAUGCGCAACAGCAAGCCAAUACAUCCAGUCCUUUUGGUGCAUUUGGUAGCAAACCCGCCACGAAUACUGGUACUACAAACAUCUUCGGUUCAUUUGGGCAAAACCAAAACCAAAACCAGCAGACGUCGCCUUUCGGAAGCACAACGCCAGCUACUGGGAAUACCUUUGGUGGGACACCUGCUUUUGGCAACUUCGGCAGCACCAAUGCCUCGACAACAGGGCAACAAUCAACUCAACCUGGUACGACAAAUAUUUUCGGUGCCACCGCUAAGCCAGGUCCGUUUGGAACAUUCGGACAAGGCACCAGUACGACUUCCACUGCGCCGCAGAACACCACUUCUAACAUCUUCGGUGGAUUCGGCCAGAGCACCAAUCAGCAGCAGCAACAGCAGCAGCAGCAGCAGAAUCAAACCCAACCAUCGAUCUUUGGCUCGAGUCCGGCCCCCAGUGGAGCAAUUUUUGGGUUGUCUGCAGCUGCACCUCCCCCUCUUUUCGGACGUCCGGCGGCAACUGGUGCUCAAGCCUCCCCAGCUCCGAGUCUCUCCGCUUCAGUUGACCAAAAUGCCUUUGGUCACAAUCAGUUCCUGUCAUCUCUCGGACCAGGUCCCCAUGUUGUCAAUCUCAGCGAGUUAGAGGACAAGAAGCAGUUGCCCCCCGCAUCGCCGUUUGCGUACUCUAUGCGUCAUGUGCCCAGACCACACGUUCCAACCAUCGGGCGCUUAAGGGGAUUUUCGAAUGCCAUAGGAGGCGACGCUGGUGCUAUUCCAAAUCGUGCUGGCUCGCCCUUGCGCGCGAGCAGUGUAGGUCCAGCUGGUCAGGGCAAAGCUGAUACAAGCCCGUUCGCCUCUCGCCCCGCCUUUGGUGGAUCAUUGAGUGAGGCACUGAGUGCUUCAGCGUCAUCGCGUGCAACUCCAGGCUUGAGCCUCGACGCAUUUAGACCAAAGGUCAGCGUGAAGAAGUUGAUGAUGCCGCAUCGGGUUGACGGCGAACGUCUCGGAGAUGGUGUGAACCGUGGUACUGAAUCUUUCCGUGCCUCUUCUUUGCCUCCAAGCUCAGGGCCUUCCUCGAAGGUUCGGUGGAACGUUGCUGCUGAAAUGGCAGCCAAAACCUCUGCUGCCGAUUCUAUAGCUCCAUCUGCGCGCCAUCCAUCGACCUCGGCUCCGAGAUCGGAGCUGAUCGUUGUCCCUUCUGCCUCCCAAUCCAAUCCUGCCGAAGGGGAGUAUUGGACUCGUCCAACCAUCGCCGAGCUCCAGAAGAGUGACUGGGUGGAUCUCUCCAAAGUGGAGGAUUUCACCGUCGGUCGCAUCGGGUAUGGCGAAGCUACAUUCCUCCAGCCCGUCAAUCUCACCACCCUCAAGGUCAUCGCGGACAUCCCCGGAGGGGUCGUGGAGUUUACGGAACGCGCUUGCGUAGUUUACGUAGACGAAAGCAUCAAGCCCCCCGUUGGUGAAGGUCUUAACGUCCCAGCGAGGAUUUCAUUAGAAAAUUGCUGGGCUCGUACAAAAGAUACCGGCGAGACUGUCAAGGAUGAAAAUCAUCCCCGUUUCAAGAAGCACCUCAAGGUGCUCCAGAAUAUGCCCAACACAACCUUCAUAUCUUUUGACAGUCAGACUGGUGUUUGGACUUUCCGUGUCGAGCACUUCACACGAUACGGGCUUGAUGAUGAGGAAGAUGAUGAGGAAGACGAUGAUCAUGACGAGGGCCCCAUCGAGAUGGAAUCUGAGUUGGCACCAGCAUUAAUUGAAGAGGCGCCAGAUGAGCGUGUAGCCUCCCCUACAGCCCUCGCUCGAGAACCAACUUCAUCCUCAAGUCCCGACCUCAGUGACCAGAGUCCCUCAUCAGAUGACGAAGCAAAUGAUCAUGAAACCCCUCGUCCUUGGGCUUCUCACCUCGGGCUUGAUCCUCACCGCGUCAACAUCAUGCAAGCUUCCCUCUUCGCCGAGGCAAUAGAUGAAGAUGUACCACCAGCUACACGUUCGACCAGUUCUGCUUACCCACCACCACCUAAUGACAGGACAGCUGGCGUUCGAGUCCCCGGCGCGGCCAAGUCACCUGGCACUCACGAACGCGGGACCACUAGACAUCCUGAUCGGAAGAGGGCACAACGUGAUUAUGCUCAACCAACCGCCAGAAAUUACACUGAGAUUGUGUUACAUGCGUCGGAUUCCGCCGUCAUCGGACAGGAGCGACAACUUCUGGACGCUGGACUAGCUAUGGGACGAUCUUUUCGUGUUGGUUGGGGCCCCUCUGGGACACUGGCCCAUCUUGGGUGUCUCAGUGGUGCGCAUUCAAAAGGUUCCAUAGCGUAUUCAUCGACUGUGCGCGUAACUUCCGUCCCCGUACUUUCAGCGCCAGAGUUGGAUGAAAAAGAGAAUGCUCUAAGGCUGCUUAAAUUUCAACAGGAGCAUUCGACGAUUCAGGUGGAUGAACGCGGAUAUCCGGUUGCCUCGCCUUUGUCGGAUCUACGUUUCUUUCGCUAUGCUCAGCUCUUCAGUCCCGAUGAUCAGAGUUAUGAACCAACCGUCUGGCGUUUGGGAGCUGCGCUGUUUGAUGAAAUGGAUCUGCAGUUGAAGACGCACACUUCGCUAGACGCCCGCGAGCAUAUCGUAGCUCUCCGACGACAUACUAAUCUCUCCACAUGGCUGAAGACCGCUGUCGCUUCAACGGUUGAGGAGGAAUUGCGCUCCUUUCCGAAUGCUCGCGCAUCGCGUAAGAUUUUCACGAUGUUGACAGGCCAUCAGAUUAACCGUGCCGUGGAUGCUGCAUUGGCUGAAGGAGACUUCAAUCUUGCAACCCUCGUCUCUCAAGUGGGAGGGGAUCCAGAUUUUCGGGCCGAUGUCGAAAGUCAGCUGAAAAAAUGGAGGGAACAGAACAUAGACGCUCAUAUUGAUGAGCAUUAUCGAAAGGUAUACUCCCUCCUGGCUGGAGUUGUCGAUGUUCUGCCUGCCUCCAAGAGCAUCGAUCCGGUGGAGAAAUGUCGUGAGCUUAUCGUAGCGGAGGGAUUGGACUGGAAGCGUGUCUUCGGGCUGCACCUGUGGUAUGGGAUUGGGGUUGACACUCCUUACGUCGAUGCUCUGGAGUCGUACCGAUCCACGCGACCUGAGACCGCGAGUCGCCCCUUGCCGUGGUACCAAGAAUUACACGAUACUACCAGUAUCAUGCGUUCUUGGCAGAUGGCUACCCAAGAAAAUGAUGGCUUGUUUCAAUUGAUGAUUCUGAGCUCCAAUCCAGCAGCCCCUCUCGAACGUGCACUAUCGCCGUGGUCAUUUUCGCCAAGUCCAUUCGACAGCCGUCUACCUUGGCACACUUCCAUUCUCCUCUCUCGUUGUUUGAAUUUCCGUGAUUUUGGAGAUCGAGUGACUGAAGAUAUGUCUACUGAGAAGGACUCCCCCGGAAGUCGCCCGCUCAGUUUGAAUGCAAACAAGCUUACGGUAUCCUACGCGUUUCAGCUGGAAAGGCAAGGCCUUUGGGAGUACGCUAUAUUCCUACUCCUACAUCUCGAGAGGUCUUUUGAUCGUGAGAUAGCAGUCAAAGAUGUGAUUUCAAGACACGUAGAAUAUCUAACUGACGAAAUGGAACAAUUCCUUUGCAACACGUUGCAAAUUCCAGAAACCUGGAUAUAUGAAGCAAAGGCGACGUUAUGCCAAUAUCAUAGCAAGGCUUUCGAUGCAUAUAACAGCUAUCUCUGCGCUGGAAAUCCUCAGAUGGCUCAUGAUGUCGCAUUGGGCGAAUUGGCACUGGAAGCAAUUCUUCGUGAUGAUCUUGAACUCUUGAGGUCCCUCUUUAUUACGUUUAAUCCACAGGACAUCAAGGAUUGGUCUUUCCGCGGUAAACUGUGUCUGGAUUAUGUCGAGUGUUUGACGGAUAUUCCCUCCCUGGCUGGAGCCUCACAUGAUAUCAUACCUGACGCUACAGAGGCAGAGAGGCUGGAUCGAUUCCAGCGUACUGUACCGCAAUUGAUUCAGCUUCUUCCAGGCAUUCUGCCUGACCGAACAAAUUGGCGGCACAAUGUCUGCUUGGCUCGUAUGCUUUCAAGACUGCUGGAAUUGCAAUUACCGACUCAGGUUAUCAUUUGUGCAGACGUGAGCAAUUCCAAUUUAUACCCGUUUGCCGUCGUGAAGGCCCAACACAAUGCGAAUGAGGAUUGUGGGAUCCCAGAUGCGCCGCUCACUCCCUUAGGCGUUUCCCAAGCGCGCAAACUAGAUCGCACGACCAGGGAUGCGAUCCAGUCUCAAGCGGAUCUACUCGUGACUUCGCCGCUGAUUCGAACGCUCCAAACUGCGCUGCUGGGCUAUCCCCACUUGAAGCAACGUCUCGAAUCUCAACCAGAUCCCAAGCCAUUGAUCGUGCUGCCUCAACUCCAAGAGGUUGGUGACGCCCCUUGCGACACAGGGAGUGAUAGAUGCAAGUUAGAGAAGAUCCCUGAAUUUAACGGUAUCGACCUUUCAACUCUCGAAGACGAUUGGAACAAGAAGCAAGGCAUAUACGCGCCAGAAAAUGUACUCCAACGGGCGAAGUGGGUUCGGAGAUGGAUACGGGACAGAUCGGAGAAAAACAUUGUCGUCGUAUCGCAUGGUACUUUUCUACGCAAUCUCGUGGGAGUGGGCCUGGACCACGCAUGGGGAAACGCAGAAGUCAGACGGUACACCUUUAAAUCAGAGGAUGAUGAAGAAGCGGAAUUAGUCUUUGUCGAACAAACUGGAGGCGAGGCGCCAACGAGCAACAAGCUCGCACCAUAG
Cantharellus anzutake is the source of this 6123-nucleotide messenger RNA. Its product is annotated as nuclear protein 96-domain-containing protein. NCBI's taxonomy places the organism in Eukaryota, Fungi, Basidiomycota, Agaricomycetes, Cantharellales, Hydnaceae. The transcript is spliced from 17 exons. The coding region runs from base 1 to 6123 and encodes 2040 amino acids. Gene Ontology annotation, biological process: protein import into nucleus; post-transcriptional tethering of RNA polymerase II gene DNA at nuclear periphery; RNA export from nucleus. Gene Ontology annotation, molecular function: structural constituent of nuclear pore. Gene Ontology annotation, cellular component: nuclear pore cytoplasmic filaments; nuclear pore. The record is from RefSeq and is a predicted model, not a curated record.